AUGGAUCAUGUUGAAGAAACUGAAAUCCUUGCAGCAACCCAGCGGUACUAUGUGGAAAGACCUAUCUUUAGUCACCCGGUCCUCCAGGAAAGACUGCACAAGAAGGACAAGAUUUCGGAAUCCAUUGGGGAUAAGCUGAAACAGGCAUUCACAUGUACCCCUAAGAAAAUACGAAAUAUCAUUUACAUGUUCCUCCCCAUAACCAAGUGGUUGCCUGCAUACAGAUUCAAGGAGUAUGUGUUGGGUGACAUAGUCUCAGGCAUAAGCACAGGUGUGCUACAGCUUCCUCAAGGUUUAGCCUUUGCAAUGCUGGCAGCUGUGCCUCCGGUGUUUGGCCUGUACUCUUCAUUUUACCCCGUUAUCAUGUAUUGUUUUUUUGGAACCUCCAGACACAUAUCCAUAGGUCCAUUUGCAGUUAUUAGCCUGAUGAUAGGCGGCGUGGCUGUUCGAUUAGUACCAGAUGAUAUAGUCAUUCCAGGAGGAGUAAACGCAACCAACAGUACGGAGGCAAGAGAUGCUUUGAGAGUGAAAGUCGCCAUGUCUGUGACCUUACUUACAGGAAUCAUUCAGUUUUGCCUAGGUGUCUGUAGGUUUGGAUUUGUGGCCAUAUAUCUCACGGAGCCCCUGGUCCGUGGGUUUACCACUGCGGCAGCUGUGCAUGUCUUCACCUCCAUGUUAAAAUACCUGUUUGGAGUUAAAACAAAGCGGUACAGUGGGAUCUUUUCAGUGGUGUAUAGUACAGUUGCUGUGUUGCAGAAUGUUAAAAACCUCAACGUGUGUUCCCUAGGCGUUGGGCUGAUGGUCUUUGGUUUGCUGCUGGGUGGCAAGGAGUUUAAUGAGAGAUUUAAAGAAAAAUUGCCAGCGCCCAUUCCUUUAGAGUUCUUUGCGGUGGUUAUGGGAACUGGCAUUUCAGCUGGGUUUAGCCUGCAUGAAUCGUACAAUGUGGAUGUCGUUGGGACACUUCCUCUGGGGCUGCUACCUCCGGCCAAUCCGGACACCAGCCUCUUCCACCUUGUGUACGUGGACGCCAUUGCCAUAGCGAUCGUUGGAUUUUCAGUGACCAUCUCAAUGGCCAAGACCUUGGCGAAUAAGCAUGGCUACCAGGUCGAUGGCAAUCAGGAGCUCAUUGCCCUGGGACUGUGCAAUUCCACUGGCUCACUCUUCCAGACUUUUGCAAUUUCAUGCUCCUUGUCUCGAAGCCUUGUCCAGGAGGGAACUGGAGGGAAGACACAGCUUGCAGGUUGUUUGGCCUCAUUAAUGAUUCUGCUGGUCAUAUUAGCCACUGGAUUCCUCUUUGAAUCAUUACCCCAGGCUGUGCUGUCGGCCAUUGUGAUCGUCAACCUGAAAGGAAUGUUUAUGCAAUUCUCAGAUCUCCCCUUUUUCUGGAGAACCAGCAAGAUAGAGCUGACCAUCUGGCUUACCACUUUUGUUUCCUCCUUGUUCCUGGGAUUGGACUAUGGCUUGAUUACUGCUGUGAUCAUCGCACUGAUGACUGUAAUUUACAGAACACAGAGUCCGAGCUACAUAGUCCUUGGGCAGCUUCCUGACACUGAUGUGUACAUUGACAUAGACGCGUAUGAGGAGGUGAAAGAAGUUCCUGGAAUAAAAAUAUUCCAAAUAAAUGCCCCAAUUUAUUAUGCAAAUAGUGACUUAUAUAGCAGUGCAUUAAAAAGAAAGACUGGAGUGAACCCAGCCUUCAUAUUGGGGGCAAGAAGAAAGGCCAUGAAGAAGUAUGCUAAGGAAGUUGGAAAUGCCAACAUGGCCAAUGCAACCGUCGUCAAAGUGGAUGCAGAAGUAGAUGCAGAAGAUGGCACCAAGCCUGAGGAAGAGGAGGAUGAAAUAAAAUAUCCCCCAAUAGUCACCAAGAGCACACUUCCUGAGGAACUGCAAAGAUUUAUGCCCCCAGGGGAUAACGUCCACACCAUCAUUCUGGAUUUUACGCAAGUCAAUUUUAUGGAUUCCGUUGGUGUAAAAACUCUGGCAGGGAUUGUAAAAGAAUAUGGAGAUGUCGGCAUUUAUGUGUAUUUAGCAGGAUGCAGUGCACAAGUCGUGAGUGACCUCACUCAAAAUCAAUUCUUUGAAAAUCCUGCCUUACUGGAUCUGCUGUUCCACAGCAUUCACGAUGCAGUCUUAGGCAGCCAAGUUCGAGAGGCACUUGCCGAACAGGAGGCCACGGCUGCUCCUCCCCAGGAGGACUCUGAGCCCAACGCCACUCCGGAAGCUUAG
Molecule: messenger RNA, 2226 nt
Organism: Lagenorhynchus albirostris (white-beaked dolphin)
Lineage: Eukaryota; Metazoa; Chordata; Mammalia; Artiodactyla; Delphinidae
Gene: SLC26A5
Product: solute carrier family 26 member 5
Exons: 18
Coding region: 1-2226 (741 amino acids)
Biological process (GO): transmembrane transport
Cellular component (GO): membrane
Molecular function (GO): chloride transmembrane transporter activity; bicarbonate transmembrane transporter activity; secondary active sulfate transmembrane transporter activity
Source: RefSeq, a predicted model, not a curated record